Messenger RNA from Liolophura sinensis, 3566 nucleotides. RefSeq names its product complement C1r-A subcomponent-like. Lineage: Eukaryota; Metazoa; Mollusca; Polyplacophora; Chitonida; Chitonidae. Gene Ontology annotation, biological process: proteolysis. The record is from RefSeq and is a predicted model, not a curated record. Gene Ontology annotation, molecular function: serine-type endopeptidase activity; calcium ion binding.
UGUCUAAUAGAUUACUGACAGUUCCACACCGUACAAAAAUACGACACAUUAUAGCAUCUCGUCAACUAAGAGACAAGGAUGGUUUAAGCCACUAAAUUAGCCACUGACUUCCAAAGGGGAUGUUCACGUGCGGAAAAGGUACAUCUACGGCAAGGAAGUGUAUAUAUGUCUGUCCUUAUAAAAAAAAAUAUAUGGCUCAUGUUACUCUGUGAAUUUCUGUGAAAAAGCAAUGUGAUGCCAGCGGUGGCUGUUUUGACAUUCACCUAACACUGAUGUCUGUUUUGAUUAUAGCUUAGAUCUAUAACUGUGCAAAAUGGAGUCCGUUGAUUUUCAAGUUUAUCCUACUGGCCACCAGCGCAGUUACCGGAAAAGGCCGAGGUAGUAUCUAUUGACACAGCUGACACCCCUAUGUUAUUUUACCCUCUUGUAUUAGUUUACAAGAUGGAGAUACCGAUGUUACAUGUGUUGCUGCUCUGUUCUUCAUUCGUCUUUACUGUCAUUGGCAACCCAUCCGCAAAAGCAGCGUGUCCCUCAUCAAUUGUCGACAUCCAGGUGGGCAGUGGUACGUUUACCAGUCCUUCCUACCCUGUGAUAUACCCCGCCAACGUCACCUGCAGGUGGAGGCUAACGGCACCCUCUGGUUCCCGUAUAAACAUCACCUCAGUGAUAAUCCAAGUAGAGGAAACCCUGGGAUGUGUGUUUGAUCACGUCCUUAUAUACGAUGGGGGACAGCCUGACGGACAGACCCUGGGGAGAUUCUGUGGCACAAGUCGGUUUGCGGUAGAGACGUCAGGCAACCAGGCGCUAGUUGUCUUCAGCUCAGACGCUUCCUAUGGCGGGUUGGGGUUUGAACUGGCGUACUCAACGCUGACAGGUCCGAAGCAGAUUAAGUCGCGGAUUGAUCGCGGCUCAGAUUGUAACCGGACAGUAUCCACGGUCCCCGGAUACCUGAUCAGUCCGAACUUCCCAUUACCGGCAAACGCGAAUACUUACUGCACCUACAAAUUUACGGCCCCUGAGGGUAAGGUAGUUGAACUGAUGUUUACCUUCUUCCACGUGGAGCCAUCCAGUUACUGCCAGUACGACAGUGUGGAGAUCUUCGAUGGGCCCACCAAAGAGAGUGGGAACAUUGGUGUGUUUUGUGGGUCAAGCCGUCCCUCAGUCACACGUUCUACCGGGCGAGAUUUGCUCCUGGUGUACACCACUGACGCAACGUACACUCAAAACGGCUUCAACGUCUCCUACAACUUCCUGGACCCGUCCACGGCGCUUCUGGGUGUGGCACAAGGGGAUAAGGACUGUAGUCGGACGUUGGAGAGCGAGGGUAUCUUGACCUCCCCAGGGUACCCCAGCCUUUACCUUCACAACAAGAUGUGUGUGUACGUGAUCCGAGCACCCCCGGGCAAGUUCGUCCAGCUUGUCUUUGAUGAGUUCCACUUGGAGAAGAGUGAGAAUUGUGUAUAUGAUUCUCUAAUAAUUUACGACGGCGCCACAGACGAUUUCCCCUUGGGGAGCUUCUGCGGUCAACAGAUGGCAUCGAACACGUCCAUUACGUCGGCAGGGAACACCGUCAUCAUCAGGUUUAUCUCUGACAUGACUGUCUCAGAUGUCGGUUUUGCAGUGACGUAUAGUUUCGUAAGCGAAACAGAUUCCAUCAAAUGCUACUUGGAGUGUGAAAAUGGCGGCAAAUGCACACAGCAAAUCAAGGGACCGAUGUGUGACUGUCCUCCACCCUACUCAGGACCGAGAUGUGAAAAGAAGCCGGCAGACUGUAGUGCAGAUCCCUGUCUUAACGGAGGCACCUGUAACCAGCUGCCCGAAAUGUUUUUCUGUAGUUGUCUGCCAGAGUUCGCGGGCCUGUAUUGUGAUGAAAGGGGAGAAGAAGAGCGACUCCGAUUUAUCCAUGCUCCUCAAAACCGCACCGGCUUGCCCACUGACACCACAGUCACGUUACAGUGUCAGGUGAAUAGAGAGGAAGCUGACAUUCGCUGGUUUUUUAACGAAGAUACACCUCUAAUUUCGUCUGGGGUGAGCACCAGGAACUUGAAUAUUGACGUCCACGAUGGUGGUGUACUCGUGAUUCCACACCUAACGGAGGACAACGCUGGCAAAUACACCUGUGUGGCUGAUGACGGUAUUGAAAAUGUCCACCAUGACGCUUGGGUGACAACAGAUGCGCCGUGCUUCCUGGAAUUCACCGCUGCACCCCAAAGUUCCUCAGAAAGAGCUGGAAAAAACAGUCAUUUGUUCGCUUGUAAGGCUAAUGGUGGAAGAGCAUAUCACUGGGAAAAGGAUGACGUUCCAAUUCAAGACAGUAAGCGUUUCCAGACACUGGAACAACCUAUCUUCAAGUGUCCUUCCUGGAGACGUCCGACAGUGGCAAGUACACGUGCGUCCGUAAGGGGAGUUAACUGUGUGCAGCGAAGGUCGGCUUGGCUCGACGUCAUCGGAUCAGCAGUGAUCGCCACCUGUGGUCGGCCAAAGUUUGCCUUGCCUGGAGGGGUACAAGUGGGCCCCAGGAUCACAAGCGGACGGCGGGCGCUUGAUGGUUCUUACCCUUGGUUUGCCCUCCUCUACGAUACAGUAACUCCUACCGCGUUUUGUGGGGGUUCGAUCAUUGACGAGAAGUGGAUUCUCACCGCUGCCCACUGCAUCCAGUCUCUAUCUCAGUACACAAACAAACCUCUGUUUGGGAAAGACACGACGAAGAUCUUCCUGGGCACCAACCACUGCCGCGGAUCUGGGGGCGUGGAGAUGUCCGUGGAUGAGGUCAUCGUCCAUCCAGAAUACGACCAUGCCACGGAGACAUUCAACAACGACAUAGCCCUGAUCAAGGUGAAAGAGAAGAUUCGCUUCAACUCCCAGAUCAUGCCAAUAUGUCUUCAGCCCUUAUCCUUCCUGGAGACUCGGUUCAUAAGGGUACAAGGGUCGGGGUACGUGGCUGGGUGCGGACUGAUCUCAGAGACCGGCCUCAAGCCUUUGUAUUUGCUAGAAGUCAAGCUGCCCAUUCGUGAAAAAACCUUGUGCACAAAAACCAAGAAUAGUUCGUUGGCGGACAACAUGAUUUGCGCUGGUUACCCUACCGCUAACCGUGGGGACUCAUGCACUGGUGACAGCGGGGGUGGAUUUGUAGUCAAGUCCGGUAACCAGUUCUCCCUUGUGGGCAUCGUGUCCUGGGGCAUUGGUUGUGACAGGGCCCAGUCUUAUGGCUACUACACAAACGUCGGUAGAUACUUCAAGUGGAUUCACGAAAUAAUUGACUAGUUGUUCCAGUCUCUAUGGGUGCUCCGUUCGUCUUUACGAUACCAGUUUGGAGCUCGGUACUGGAACUCUUUUUCACUGUAAUCAAAGCAAAGCAAGAACAAGACUGGUAGAAAAACUGUACUUAUAAAACAAGUACCGAAUUUACAUUAUAAAGAAUAAAGCAUCAUGACAGUCUGGUAUGGUUUCAAGAUUUUCAACCAGUACACCACACCAGUAUACGCAAGUGGCCCUUAUCUUUACUCAUCCUCAGAAUCUCUAUUGGAUACCUUCCCACAUGGUCUAAUAAAUUGUACUGAUUGUAA